CAGCCAAGACCGAGGACCCCCGAUGAUCCGAUAGCCACGUUAGUUAGCAGACUGUCAGAUCCCUAAGAGAGUUCUGAGCUCAGGGCCGAGGUGGAGGCAACUCCUCCAGGCUGGGGGUGGGGUGUGUGUGUGGGAUUAGCAAAGGCCCUGUCAAGCCGGAUAAGGCUGUGACCUGGAUCAUUCCGGACUCUAAGCCACCCCCGCUGGAAUUCUCUGGGUGACCGCCCAGGCCCCUCUGGUAGGACCGCCAGCCUCAGGCUCCGGGUUUUUGCUGGACUUCCUGCAUCUGUGGAGGCAGUUGGGGGUGAGCAGGGGAAUGUCCCGCUGGGUGCAGGUGUGAGUUUCUCUCAACACCCCCAGGCCUGUCUUCAUUUGCUCCCACUCAUGCCUUCAAGAUUCUGGAGAGGAAGAGUCCAAGAGAAGAGUUGAAGAGUCAGCCUGUGGGCCUCAAUGUUGUGGCUGGGGGCAGGGAGCCAGCAGAGCCGGGAGCCCGAUGAGAGCAGGCCCGGCCGCAGGAGCAGGAGCGGAGGCCGGGCCGGGAAGAACCCCAGAGAUGAAAGGCCUUCUCACGCUGGCUUGGUUCCUGGCUUGUAGUGUGCCUGCUGUGCCAGGGGGCUUGCUGGACCUCAAGUCCAUGAUUGAGAAGGUGACCGGAAAGAACGCCCUUACGAACUACGGCUUCUACGGCUGUUACUGUGGUUGGGGCGGUCGGGGGACCCCCAAGGAUGGCACCGAUUGGUGCUGCUGGGUGCAUGAUCACUGCUACGGGCGGCUGGAGGAGAAAGGCUGCCACAUCCGGACACAGUCAUACAAAUACAGAUUUGCACGGGGACUGGUCACCUGCGAGCUCGGGCCCCUCUGCCAAGUGCAGCUCUGUGCCUGUGACCGGAAGCUCGUCUACUGCCUGAAGAGGAAUCUGAGGAGCUAUAAUCCUCGUUACCGAUACUUUCCCAACAUCCUCUGCUUCUAGUGGCCCUCAGUGAGCUCCUUGCUCCCUUCUCCUCCCACACGGAGCUCACCGACUCCCCUGGGUUCCCGAGAGAGGCUCGCAGUCCUGGACCUCCUUCUCUCUCCAUGGUCCACGGGGCUUGGCGGAGCCCCACGGCCACACUCCACGCUCCAGAGAGUCCCAGGAGAAUGACUCUAGUCCCAGGACCCCGCAAGGUCCACUUGUGAGGUGGGCUCGCCCCAAGCUCCAGGCCGGCUGUCUUCCCGCUUGCCCUGAAGACAGCGCCCCUUCUCCAGGAAGAUACAUUUACUUUGCAGUUUCUGUAGUCGGACUAUCACUACCACCCUCUAGAGAAUUUUUACUCAAGGUAGAAGCAAAAUUGACCCCCUAAUUCUGCCAUAGAGAUGUUUGAAAACAUUAUUCUUUACAAAGAUUUUUUAAUGUUUGUUUAUUUGGGGGGGUUGGGAGAGAGAGAGAGAGAAUGAGCGGGAGAGGGGGAGAGAGAGAAAAAGAGGGAGACACAGAAUCCAAAGCAGGCUCCAGGCUCCGAGCUCUCAGCACAAAGCCCAACGCGGGGCUCGAACUCACAAACCACGAGAUCAUGACCUAAGCCAAAGUCGGAUGCUUAACCAACUGAGCCACGCAGGCACCCCUAAAUAAAAUUUAUUCUUAAGACAAAUUAAACCACAUGGGCAUUUUCCUCUGCCCUGGAAACUCUCUGCCGCUGGGACACUCAACUCAAAGUUCACCACAGACUCUCAGGAACAGAAGGUUUUCUGGGAUAAGAUCCAAGCCUUUUUUGGGGUUCAUCUCGUUAAACCUUGGGGUUCCUCCCUGGCCAAGCACUGGGUGUCUGUUUUCCUUGAGGAGGUGGGGAAAAGAUAACUGGCGAUCAUGCCAGGCCAGAGAGGGCCACAUGCAAAUCGCAGCAUUGGCUUCUCCAGCUGUGUGGUCUCAGGCUUGUUACCGAACCUCUCUGAUUUCU
This is a messenger RNA of Panthera uncia (snow leopard), 1934 nucleotides long. Its product is annotated as phospholipase A2 group V. The transcript has 5 exons. The record is from RefSeq and is a predicted model, not a curated record. Gene Ontology annotation, molecular function: phospholipid binding; calcium ion binding. Gene Ontology annotation, biological process: arachidonate secretion; lipid catabolic process; phospholipid metabolic process. Lineage: Eukaryota; Metazoa; Chordata; Mammalia; Carnivora; Felidae. Bases 494 to 970 code for a protein of 158 amino acids.